AUGGAUUCCAGUCGUCUUCAUAACAUCCUUGACAAUAUCUACAUCCCUAAGGGACCCCAAGAGUCUAGCAAUAGCAUUCCCAACCACCAUCCUACGUUAAUCAUGCAGGACUAUCAGACCGACACCACUCAUCACUUAAAGUGUGGAUGUUGUGCUGGUGCCUGUAUUGAAGAGAACGCUUGGUGGAACAAGAAAUCCUCAACCACCACUCCAGCUUCAAAAACCACUUCGACUACUACUAAGAAGCAAGCCGGCCAGGCUGCUCCUAGACCCAGUGUCAUGUCUACUGUCAGCAGUAGCAGUAUUGCUAGCGCCUCGUCCAACUUCUCUGCCUAUGACUCGUAUUCCGAGUCGUCUGCCUCUGACUACGAGAACUAA
This is a messenger RNA of Sugiyamaella lignohabitans, 378 nucleotides long. RefSeq lists its product as uncharacterized. The record is from RefSeq and is a predicted model, not a curated record. Bases 1 to 378 code for a protein of 125 amino acids. The transcript has a single exon. NCBI's taxonomy places the organism in Eukaryota, Fungi, Ascomycota, Dipodascomycetes, Dipodascales, Trichomonascaceae.